GUUCACGGGGCGGGCGAGAGGAGCCGGCCGGGAGCGCGGAGGAGGCCGGUGCCAUCCACGCCCGCGGGCCCCGGGCCGCCCCGCCGCCGCCACCGGGCGCGCAGCACGGGAUGCUGGUGAGCGGCGGAUCGCUCUUCCCUCGGUGCGGCCGUGCCUCUGCCCGUGGGCGGCGGGGGGAGGCCGGGCGGCGCGGCAGCAGGAUGUCAUCGCCGUGCCGUCCCUCUGCUGUGCUGGUAGUCUUUGUGGCCCUUGCUGUCGGUGCGAGGGCCGACCAGGUGGAAGAGAAGACCUGCGAUGUGAUCGGUGAUGAGAGCAGCGAGUCCCAAAUGGAAAGAGCCCUGCUGAAGAAACUAGAACCCCUGAGCCAAAUGAGGUUUAACGUGACUGUGGAAAAAGGCAAAACAGAAAACUACGUCUACCAUUUCAGGGUGUGCAGGGAAGUCAACAGCAGCCAGCAUGAUUUUGGUGGCCUGGUGCAAACAGAUAGACGGAAUGGAAAGACUACAGUGAUAGGAAGAAUCAAUGAAACCCAGGUUUUCAAUGGAAGUGACUGGAUCAUGCUCAUUUAUAAAGGAGGUGAUUCAUAUGGCAGUCACUGCAGUGGUGAGAAGAGAAGAGCUGUGAUAAUGAUUUCUUGCAAGCGGGGAGUGACAGCGAGUUCAUUCAGCAUUAUUUCGGAAGAGCGGGAAAAGGAGCAGGAGUGUUUCUACCUCUUUGAGAUGGACAGCAGUUUGGCUUGUCCAGCUGAGGAUUCCCACCUCAGUGUUGGCUCCAUUCUACUGAUCACGUUUGCUUCACUAAUUGCAGUCUACAUCAUUGGUGGGUUCCUCUACCAGCGCCUUGUAGUGGGAGCAAAGGGCAUGGAGCAGUUUCCUCACUUUGCCUUCUGGCAAGAUCUGGGCAAUUUGGUGGCGGAUGGCUGUGACUUUGUCUGCCGAUCGAAGCCUCGCACCGCGCCGGCUGCGUACCGUGGUGUGGGUGACGACCAGCUGGGUGAGGAGUCAGAAGAACGAGAUGACCACUUGCUACCAAUGUGAUAGGGCUUUCAACACUUCCCAAUUCUUUUCUCCCCAGCGCUUCUUUAGCCAGGUGCCUCCCAGCCAGUUCUCUUUCUCUCACUUCUGAUUUCCUUUACACUCUUUGCUUUUGGCUCUCUCUGGUGUGUUCAAGUCCCAUGGAUGCCUCUGGGUGCGCUCAGCACUGGUCCCUGAUGGCAUGUCUUUGGAAUAUAAUGCAGCUUGAGGUUUUUUUUUUAAAAAGCAGCAGAGCUCUAGAGCUGGGGGGAGAGUGCUGAGAGUUGAGUAGAAGAUGGCAAGAAAGCAGUAUGAGCAUUCAGCACUGAGCAGGAAUGGGAGAUGAAUCACUGAGGGGGGAAAAAAAGGGCCAUGGAUGGGUGAAGAAAGGGGAAGGAAAAGGAGGCAGUGAGUUAAAACAGCUGAGAUGGUAGGAGGGAUCUUUUGUCUUUUUUUUUGUUUCCCCCCCCUUGGGUUUACAGGAUCUCUAAGACACUGGAAUUAUUUUUCUUUGAAUGCAUUUUCAGCUUUUCUAGCUUCUGCACUGUUACGCACUGUUUGGGCCAGCAUACCCUGCACAGAGCGCUCUAGGCCAGGCUCCAUGGGGGUGGAAGAAGCAUUGGCACCUCUGCAGUCUUUUCUUUUCCUACUGGCAAUAUGUUGAAGAGUACGCACCAGUUUCCUUCAACAGAUAUAAAGGGAUACGUGCCUUCCUCUCAGACUGGAGAGGGGCAAUGCUAAAAAACCAUAGGAGUUAAAUUUACAGUCUUGUGACUUUCCAGUUCAGUCAAAAUAUUGUCUCGGUCUUCUCAAUCCUUGAGAAGCAAAAGGAAAUGAUGUGCUGCUAAGUAAAGGGAAGGUUUGCUGAAACUGAAACCAAGGCAAAAUGAGAAAGGUAUCUGUCACUCCAGUUCUGUUCCAAGCUUCCCGAGGUGACUGCUCACGCAGCUCAGUCACCUCACUGUGAUUUUGUGCUCUCUGAAAGUUCCUUGUUUGGCAGAGGGUUUUCCUGUGAAGCUACCAGAAUAUUUAAUUAUUUUUUUUUUUUAUAAAAAAGGAAUCAUAGAAGCCGAGGACAAAAAUGCUACCACAUUAAAAAGUGCAUAAGGGACUCCCAGGCUUACAAGGUCAGCUUUCAUCAAUCACUAUCCCAUUAAGCAUCAUGUAGACCAGUCUUAAGAUACCUGCAGAUGGUACUUGCACACUGCUGCUGGCUGGGAGGGAGGGACAGACCUUCUCCUGGGGCCCUGGUGAAAAGCAGGUACGGCUGAGUUGUAAGACUUCAUUGGAACCCUCAGGAAUUUGGCACUUUGAUUCCUAACUGCUUGUGAUGUGAGGGGCUGGGCUCUAAGCAUUCUGCCCUGUUGUAGGCUGGCAGAGAACUGCCUUCAGUUUUGAGGCAGAGACUGUGAAUAAACAAGCCACUGCUGCUAACAGCAGAGUACAGACAAAGGUUCGUGUAUUUUUAAUACUGCCAAAGCAGUCCCAACAGUGACAUUGAGGGGGAAAAGGGGGUGGCCCUGCUUUCUUGCUGGGUUUAGAGUGGGCAAACAAUUCCUGCUUUCUUUGACUUUUGUUACGAUUUCAAUCUUUCUCAUGACAUGGGAAAAAUAGGAAGUCACCAAGUUUGUUGUUACUGUAUUUCAUGGUGGUGUUUAAGGUAAUUUUUUUUGUACAAAACACAACUUUCAAAAAAAAUAAAAUGACCAAAAAACCUGGUGAGGUGGUGUGCUGAUGUAACAAGAACUUUUUUUGAUGCCAGAGUGUCUUGCCCAAGGGUGGAGGGUCCUUACGUGGUGCCUUGUGCCUGAACUUCUUUUGCCAGGAAUAGAUCUCUUUGUUAACACACAUCUUUUGCUGCCACCUUGUAUCAUUCCAGUUCCCUUUAGGGCUUGAGAGAGAAGGGUACACACAUCUUUCAAAAUUGAAACUUUAAAAGCUCUGGUAGGCACAGAUGGGAAAAGCUUCCUAUGCUCUGUAUUUCUCUGCAGCAAUAAAAAUCAAAAGUAA
Molecule: messenger RNA, 3023 nt
Organism: Calidris pugnax (ruff)
Lineage: Eukaryota; Metazoa; Chordata; Aves; Charadriiformes; Scolopacidae
Gene: M6PR
Product: mannose-6-phosphate receptor (cation dependent)
Exons: 7
Coding region: 111-1037 (308 amino acids)
Biological process (GO): protein targeting to lysosome
Cellular component (GO): Golgi apparatus; endosome; trans-Golgi network
Molecular function (GO): protein domain specific binding
Source: RefSeq, a predicted model, not a curated record